UCAACAUUUUGACUUCACUUUGAACUAAUUUAACCCAAAUCAUUGGCUUUUGAAGUGACUCAUAAAAUUUCCUGGGGUUUUCAGUUUUGGGUUCGUUUUUCUGUUCUUCUUUUGUUGAAGCAAAAAGGGUGAAAGUCAUGGGUGAGAAUAAUCAGAUAAUAGGAGAAGAUGAUUACAUUUUGUUGAAGGAUUUCAAAGUGGAAACUGAAGUUGAUGAAGAAAAGGGUUUUAUACUAUGUUUCUGGGUUUAUAUUUUCAACUCUAAUGCCUUUCCUUCCACCAUUCUUAAACAGGUAUAUGCAGAGACUAACAGCAGUCCUCCUUUACUUGUUCUUGAUGAAAAGACAUUGAUGAUUUUUCCAUUGACUUGUCUACUCAAUGAAGCCCUUGGUUCUGGAAACACUGAUUUACCUUCAGAAGUUCCUAAAGUGUCCGCAGAGAUUGAACACCCUCAAAACAACUGGAUACAUGUUGGAUAUGAGGUUUCUUCUGAUUUUGUGCGGCUUUACAUUAAUGGGGAGAUUGCAGGAGAGCUGCAUCUCUCCUCCUUGUCAAAUGACAACUCCAUGCCAAAUGGUUCUAGGAAGAGGACAUUAAUUGGUAUUACUGGUGAUAGUAAUUUGCAGGGCUUUAUCCAUGAUGCAAAAGUCUUGCUUUCAACCUUGUCUAUAAAGGAGCAGUAUGUUAAGGAUCCACCUCUAAGGUUGUCAAUUGAUGAGUCUUCCAUCUCUGAUAUUGAAGAAGACAAUGGCUUUUGGAAUAUUGUCGGUGGCAAGGCAUCUUGCCGCAGGAUAUUUUCCUUGGAUGUUCUUCUAUUGAACACCUUUGGCCAACCAGUAAACAAGGAACUAGAGGUUGUUGCAUCACUUUUGUAUGCUCAUAACUGGUUACCUGUAGAGAAGACAAAUGAUGAAGAACCUCCUCUUCUAGCUAGCUGUGAUGGAAUUGAAUUUGCCUCUUGUGAUCGACCUUGUAAACUAUCCAAAGGCCGAGCUUCCUUUAAGCUGAAGAUCUCGAAGGUGCUCUCGUCCAAGUGUGAUAAUAGGCAGUUCUGCAUUAAGUUUGGUGUAUCAAAAUUGGAGGGAUAUCGUUUCCUUGAGGACUUCUCCCCUUCAAUUCGGUGCAUCUCUCGCAAUCGUACUCCAAGGACAUCUACUAUUGUUUGGAAAAAAAUCUCUGCAGUUCAUCCAGUCAAUGGAUCUCAACCAUUUGGCUUAGAUGAUAGUUCUUGUGAACCUAAGCACAAUAUUGUACAUGAAGCAAAACUCAGUCCAACAUCAAAGAGGGUUAGAUUGGGAGAAGCAAAGAUUUCUGCGGUUGACCAACACAGUGAAGAAUGCAAUUCUCUUGCCUCGAAGCAGAAUCAGGUUGAGAAUGGUUUUGGGUCAAGAUUGGAGGCAAGGCCUGAGAAUUUUGAAGAAAUGAAUACUUCCCUAUCCGAUUCAGAGAGCACUGGGGCCCGAGAUUCAGCUUUAAAGAGUGUGUCAAGCAGGGGACAUUCAGUUCCGGAUGUAACAAUUUUUAGGUACUGCCUGGGGGGCUUGACUGAUAGGUCUCUUUUGCUCAAGGAAAUUGCAACAACUGUUUCGGAUGAAGAAAUUUCAGGAUUCGCAGAACAGGUUUCCCUGUACUCCGGAUGUUCUCACCAUAGGCAUCAAAUAAAAAUGGCAAAGAGAUUGAUAGACGAGGGAACGGUAGCCUGGAAUUUGAUAUCACAAAACAACAUUCAAGUUCAAUGGGAGAGUGCAGUUUUUGAGAUCGAAGAGCAAUUCAUGAAGAUUGCUUCCUGCUCAUCUAGAUCUCUUACCCAACAGGACUUUGAGCUUCUGCGGAAAAUUGCGGGAUGCCAAGAAUACAUGGCCCAGGAAAACUUUGAGAAGAUGUGGUGUUGGUUAUACCCUGUAGCUUAUACAUUAUCUAGUGACUGGGUAAAUGAAAUGUGGAAUUCUACAUCCCCAAAGUGGAUAGAAGGAUUUAUAACCAAGGAAGAAGCUGAACUCUCACUUCAAGGUUCCAGAGGCCUGCAAGAGCCUGGGACAUUUAUACUUAGGUUUCCUACUUCUAGGAGUUGGCCCCACCCCGAUGCCGGUAGCUUAGUUGUGACAUAUGUUGGCACUGAUUACUGUCUUCACCACAAGCUGCUUUCCAUUGAUAAUGUAUAUAGUUCUGGAGUACGGGAAAAGAAUGUCAAAGUGAAGCCAUUGCAAGAUAUGCUAUUGGAAGAACCCGAGCUUUCUAGAUUAGGAAGGAUAAUGAGACGCCACUGACCUUUAUUCGGAUGUAGCAUUGCAUUUACAUGUUUGGUUUGCAGUGACCAUUCAUAAAUUUUGCUGUGACUACCCUGUUGCUAGUUCUUUUUUCCUACUUCGAUCUGCUCAAGUCUUUUAUGAUAUAAUUAAAUGUAAAAAUAUAUGUAAUAGUAGAAGCCAAGACAGGAUAUUGUAAAAUUGAUCAUUUUGUUUCUAAUGACCAUUUGUUCUCAUCUUUUUUCAUUUUUCAUAAA
Molecule: messenger RNA, 2503 nt
Organism: Gossypium raimondii (Peruvian cotton)
Lineage: Eukaryota; Viridiplantae; Streptophyta; Magnoliopsida; Malvales; Malvaceae
Product: SH2 domain-containing protein A
Exons: 12
Coding region: 138-2267 (709 amino acids)
Biological process (GO): regulation of transcription by RNA polymerase II; signal transduction
Molecular function (GO): RNA polymerase II cis-regulatory region sequence-specific DNA binding; DNA-binding transcription factor activity, RNA polymerase II-specific
Source: RefSeq, a predicted model, not a curated record